Molecule: messenger RNA, 4542 nt
Organism: Macrobrachium nipponense
Lineage: Eukaryota; Metazoa; Arthropoda; Malacostraca; Decapoda; Palaemonidae
Product: presequence protease, mitochondrial-like
Exons: 3
Coding region: 96-3158 (1020 amino acids)
Biological process (GO): protein processing
Cellular component (GO): mitochondrial matrix
Molecular function (GO): metal ion binding; metalloendopeptidase activity
Source: RefSeq, a predicted model, not a curated record
UCAAUGUCGGCGACGCCGGUGACAAGAAUCGACGAAAAUUCCCGACGCUAUUUGAGUCAUUUCAUCGACUAACGUAACGGAACUAACAUACUAAAAUGACUAUUUCGCGACUAUUUAGAGGAUUUGGGUCCUUGAUAGGUCGCAGAGUAGCAAAGGAGGUUCAAAUAGGCAAGACUAUUAUCACCAGCUCGAGGCCAAAGGAACCAGCCCUGUCAGCCGUCGGAGCUGCAAGUGAAGCAGUAAAGGCCAAGUUUCCCAUUGGAGCUACUGUCUCUGGGUUCAGAGUGAAGGAAGUGCAAGACAUAUCUGAACUCUACCUCACAGCCGUCCGCCUUGAGCACGUCACCACAGGAGCAGACUACCUGCACAUAGCUCGCGAUGAUCCCACAAACACAUUCUGCGUGGGGUUCAGAACGACACCGAUGGACUCGACAGGUGUUCCCCACAUUCUCGAGCACACUGUUUUAUGUGGGAGCAAGAAGUACCCCUGCAGUGACCCAUUCAUGAAGAUGCUCAACAGGUCACUCUCAACUUUCAUGAAUGCCAUGACUGGGAGUGACUUCACCAUUUAUCCCUUCUCCACCCAACAUCCAGUGGACUUCAGAAACCUGAUGUCCGUCUACCUGGAUGCUGUUUUCCACCCAAAUCUUAAUGAGCUCGAUUUCCUCCAGGAAGGCUGGAGGUUGGAACACGAAGACGUGAACAACAAGUCCUCCCCUCUCGUGUUCAAGGGCGUUGUAUUCAACGAGAUGAAAGGUGUCUUUGCCGAUUCGCAGCAACUCUUCUCUCAGAAGCUUCAGAAUGGCAUUUUGCCCUCACACACGUACGGUGUUGUUUACGGCGGUGACCCCUUGUGCAUCCCAGAAUUAACGUGGGAUCACCUCAAACACUUCCAUGCUUAUCAUUACCACCCUAGUAACGCUCGGUUUUACACCUACGGGGACAUGCCCCUGGAAGAUCAUCUGUCUUUUAUAGACGACAAUUACCUGAGCAAGUUCGCUAAAAUUGAUCCGAGCACUGCAGUGCCCGAAGAGCCCAACUGGUCAGAACCCAGGGAGGCACACAUCGACUGCGGCAAAGAUCCAAUGGCGUCUCCUGAUGCUCAGAACUCAAUAGCAGUGUCGUACAAAUUGAUAAACGUCGUCAAUAACUUUGAGAACUUCGUUUUAGAAAUCCUCGGGCAGUUACUGAUGAGCGGUCCAAACUCCCCCUUUUACGAAUCUCUCUUGGAGCCACAGUUAGGCUCCAGUUUCUCUCCUUCUUCUGGCUACGACGGACACACCCGAAACACGACAUUUACCGUCGGUUUGCAGGGUGUCAAGGAUGCUGAUUUAGGUACGGUUAAGUCGGCAAUUGAAGAUACUUUUAAAAGGCUGGCAGAGACAGGUUUUCCCAAAGAGAGGGUCGAAGCUAUCCUGCACAGCAUUGAGUUGAGCAUCAAGCACGAGAAAUCAAGCUUUGGUCUCGGGCUGGCCAUGAAUCUGGCACCGAUCUGGAAUUUGGACAGUGAUCCAGUUGAUGCCCUUCAGAUCAACAGAAACAUGACACAGUUCAGGAACUGCUUUGAAAACGACCCAACUUUCCUUCAAGAGAAAAUAAAGAAGUACUUCCUAAAUAACACUCAUAAAUACACACUCACAAUGUCGCCCACGAAUGACUACGAGCUGAAUUUGCAAAACAAGGAAAACGAACUGCUUGCAAAACAAGUCACAUCUCUGACUGAAGAGGACAAGGCAAGGAUUUGGGAACUAGGACAGACUCUGAGGCAGAAACAGGAGGCCAAGCAAGACAUUUCCUGUCUCCCAACGUUGCACGUCUCCGACAUAAGCCGCAAGAUUACCCCUACGCUGGUAACAGAUGUCGGUAUCGGCGGCGUCCCAAUUCAAGUGUGCGACCAGCCAACGAACGGUAUCACAUACUUCAACGCUGUACUUGAUACACAGUAUGUUCCGGAACACCUUCAGCCGUUGGUUCCUGUUUUGUGUGGUAUCCUGACACGCAUGGGGGCCGGUCACUUUGAUUUCCGUACGUUUGAUCAGGAGGUGGAGCUGAAAACUGGGGGACUGAACGUAAAUACUGUCAUCACUCCACAUCCCAUUGAAAGCAAUAAGUACGAACAAGGAAUCCAGGUAUCCUCCCACUGUCUAAACCACAAGUUAAAUGACAUGUUUGAUCUCUGGGCUCUAAUCUUCAACGAGGUGAAGCUCGACGACCUCCAGAGAUUUGGCACGCUAGUGAAGAUGAUAGCGACGAACCAAGCCAACAGUCUGGUUUUCCACGGUCAUCGGUAUGCCAUGACUGCGUCUGCCUCUACAACAAACCCAGUUUCAGCUCUGACUGAGAAAUGGUCAGGUUUGACAUCUCUGUCUUACAUGAAAGCGCUGAGUGAAACGGAGGACCUAGGACCUGUUCUAGAGCAGCUCAAAGAGCUAGCCAAGCUGCUUUUGUCCAGGGAGUGCAUGAGGGUCGCCAUCAAUUCAACUCCAGAAUACCACGACGGAGCGCUGAAAAACUUCGAGGGAUUCUUAAAUAAGCUGGAUGGAACCCCAAAGGGCAAGUCACCUUUCACCUCUGUGUCGUCAGAUUUCACUCCUCACACCUUAAGAAACCACCAAGUGUUCCCUUUCCCGAUCAACUUUGCUUCAAAGUCGUACGCUGGAGUUUGUUACGCACACCCUGAUGCUGGUCCACUCAGGCUGCUAGCUCGUCUCAUGUUCAAGUUCCUACACAAGGAGAUCAGAGAGAAAGGGGGUGCUUACGGAGGGGGCGCUAACUCAACGGCCGGCGCAGCUUACUCAUUCUACAGCUACAGGGAUCCAAACUCCACAAAGACGUUGGCAACAUUCGAUGCCGCUGUGGAGUGGGUGCUUUCGGGAGGCUUCAAUGAGACAGACGUUUCGGAAGCAAAGUUGGGAGUCUUCCAGUCAGUCGACGCUCCCGUCUCUCCAGGCUCCAAAGGGAGUAGGCGUUUCUUGUCUCACAUCUCGGAUGAACUGUUCGCUGACCACAGAAGGUCGAUCUUAGAUGCGCAGCCUCAAGACCUAAUAAGAGUUGCAAGGACCUACUUGCGCGAUGCCUCAAUCGAAGGAGGCUGCUUGAUUGGACCAAAGAAUGAAGACCUUGAAAAUGACCCUUUCUGGAAUACCGUUAAUAACUGAGGAACUUAGCCGUGAAAAUCGAGAGGAUCAUCUAUUUUUUUACGCAACAGACGCCGCAAAAAAGGAUCCACAUUCAAAAGUAAAAUGGUGCUCUAUGUUCCAAGUGAUAUUUAGGAUAUUAUAUCAAUUAUAUCGUUGAUUGUCUAUAUUGCAUUUGAUUUAGCUGGUAUUUGUCUUGUUUGUUUCCUGUACAUGAAAACAAAAUGAAUGCUUGGCCAAACACCACUAAGUGUUUAAGGUCAAGACAGUGAGCUGUAGGCUCUGUGUUUGGUAUGAUUCCUAGUCUGAGUUCUUUUUGUCUUCUCUUUGAAACAUUGCAAUUGUACGCUCAGACUUACAGUACAGUACAUUUAUUAAUUUAUCAAUUUAUCAGUUUAUCAAACAUGAAAGUUGAGUACUGUUAUGGGACUUUGCAGCUUAUAUUGCACUACAGAACUCCUUGCCAGAAUGUCUUACUUGUGCCAAUAACAAGUAGUAUUUAUCAAGGCAGCAGCUGAAGAUGCUGUUGUUAAUUGUUGUACAUUCAGAACUGACGUUAUAAAGAGUUACUUUGCAAAGUUGUUGGUACAAUGAGUCAGUGUUGCUGGUAACAUAGUUAUUGAACUUUGCAGAGUUCCAAUGGUAUCAAAGUUUAAAAUUGCAUUGUUCACCGUACAACGAUGAUGUGGUUUCACAUAUGUGUAGUGGCCAAAUUGAAAAUAGUAGUGAUUAAAUGUGUGAAUUUCAUAAUUGGAUUUCCAACUUCUACUGCAUAGCCUAUUUUGUCAUUACAAAGAUUACUGAUGACCACAGUACUAUGGUCUUUGUUGUCUUUACAAAGUAUUUUUAUUAAACUAUGGCAUCGUGAUUUCCAAGUUUUGCAAGCAUGGUCCAGCUGGUUAGUUCCAAAAUGAGAGGCAACUAUUUGGUGUAAGUCAAAAGUACAUGUAUCGCAGCUUUAGCCUUCUACUUCAUUGCUCUCUGUUAUAUUUAUAUAUGUUCACUGCCUGCCUUCAUGGAUGUUCAAUUUACUUUUCCUUGCAUCAACUUUUGGCCCUCGUUCGAGAAGAAUAUAUUUGUCCAUCCUUAUAGGAGAGUAGUGUAGUAUUGAAUUCCAAUCAGAUAUCUGCAUGAGAAUGUAUAUCCCCACAACUGCAAGACAAUUAACAGGAUGAAACAUCAAAAUUGAGAUUAUAAACCUUAAUUAUUUUAUUUCUUGAAUAGUUAUUAGUGUGAGAGCAGCUUAUAGUAUUUGCCCAUGAAAGCUGCCCGCAAAAACAGCAUAAACUGUUCCCAUUUCAUCUGUAAAUAUCCAACACUGAACAUUGUUGUUGAAUCUGUACCUAUGUAUAUUAUGUUGUGUCAAUUUGUAUAUUUUAAUAAAAAGUGUUAAAUUGUCAUUGAC